CACCACAGGCACGCCACAGUUCGCAUUCAGCAUUCACGUUCCGAAUAACCAAAGCAAGCAUAUUACCGCAACAAAAUCGUCGCCGAGCAGAUUACUCUGUCACGUCAAAAGAAGACUUUCCUGAACCCAAUACCGAAGAACAAAGAUGGUGAAAUUAAUUGCGAGCCUUCUGGUGCUGGCCGUGGUGGCCCAACAGGCGUACGGAGACUUUAAAUGCUCCCUGGAGGUUCCCGAAAUCCCCAAGGGCUGGAUGGACUUGAAGGACGGCUGCCUCAACGGCAUGCGCCACCAGAUCCAGGAAGAGAUCAACGCCUCCUACCAGUACCUGGCCAUGGGUGCCUACUUCGCCCGCGACACCGUCAACCGCCCCGGCUUCGCUGAGGCCUUCUUCAAGGCCGCAAAGGAGGAGCGCGAGCAUGGCUCCAAACUGGUUGAGUACCUGUCCAUGCGUGGCCAGCUCACCGACAACGUCAGCAACCUCAUCACCGUACCGACCGUGGCCAAUCAGGAGUGGAAGGAUGGUGCCGCCGCCCUUGAGGAUGCCCUCGAGCUGGAGACCAAGGUCACCCGCUCCAUCCGCAAGUUGAUCCAGACCUGCGAGGGCAAACCUUACAACCACUACCACUUGGUAGACUAUCUCACCGGCGUGUACCUGGAGGAGCAGCUCCACGGACAGCGCGAGCUGGCCGGCAAGUUGACCACCCUCAAGAAGAUGAUGUCCACCCACGGCGAGCUCGGAGAGUUCCUCUUCGAUAAGAACUUGUAAAAUGGUUCACCGUUUCCGUUCUGGAUAACCCACACCGCCGCCACCAUGGAGGAGGUGUCCAGUCCCUCUUCAAACUUAUCAGCCAGAAAAUCAACUCCAUCUAGUGUUCCGUUAUCUAUUUCGUUAUCACCCGAGCUGAAACCCUUUCCCGAGUGUCCACCAUUAAAUCAAAAAUUAAAGCUUCAGUUUUCAUUCUCUUUGAUUGGCACUUAAUUCUCCCAAUAAAUUACCCGUUUCCUUCUGGCUCGCCUCCGAUUCACGGGGCACAGCAAAAA
Drosophila obscura is the source of this 1041-nucleotide messenger RNA. RefSeq names its product ferritin subunit (gene Fer1HCH). The transcript is spliced from 4 exons. The coding region runs from base 146 to 766 and encodes 206 amino acids. Gene Ontology annotation, biological process: intracellular iron ion homeostasis; iron ion transport. Lineage: Eukaryota; Metazoa; Arthropoda; Insecta; Diptera; Drosophilidae. Gene Ontology annotation, cellular component: cytoplasm. The record is from RefSeq and is a predicted model, not a curated record. Gene Ontology annotation, molecular function: ferrous iron binding; ferric iron binding.